UUCAACCACAAGCUCAGUCGUUUGUUUUGUCUCCAUGCGUGUUGACGUGCCAGAUCACAUCUCUCAGUGCUUAUUAUCAUAAUUGCAUGUUAUUCCCUGUAGCUCUUGUGAUAUUGACACUGAGAGAGAAAAGUUUUAAUUUUUUCAACUACCGUGAAUGGGAGUUUGGAGUGGAAUAAAGUGAAAAAAUGACCAUGUGUAGCUUGAGGCAUUUGGACACCUGGACAAUCUUCCGUGUCCUCCUGCUCUUGUUGCUCUCUCCCCUCACUAAAGGUCAAUUUGAGGGUGAUUCAUGCAGAUUACAAAGUGAUGGCUCUCAGGGCGUAUGCACCUCAAUAAAGAACUGCCCUCAGGUACUCAACGAUCGUACAAACACACCUCAGCUCUGCAUUUUCAUACGCAAUGACCCAAUUGUGUGCUGUCCAGUCCAGAGUAAUGCCUUCGAUCAAAAUCAAUCACAACCUGGUGGCUUCAAUCCGGCACCAUCGUCCGAUUUUGACUCACCUUCACAAUCCCAAAAUCCUCAGCCAUCCAUCCAAUCAUCUUUCGACGACAUGUCUGGCUUUAUCAGUAUCCGAGACGGAGAAGGAACACAAAGAAUCAGCCAGAGAAAAUGUGAGGAAUACUCCAAAAUGACUACAAGCAAAUUCUCCUUCGUGCCCCUGGUAAUUGAUCCUCCUGUUUAUGAGGUGGAAGUACCACAAUGCGACUACACUGUUCCACUAAUUGUGGGUGGAGAAGAGGCUAAACCGGCUGAAUUUCCGCACAUGGCCGCAAUUGGAUGGGACAGCGAAACAUCAAACAGCAUAAUCGAUUGGAAUUGCGGUGGUGUUCUCAUUUCCGAAGAUACAAUUCUCACAGCAGCCCAUUGCACGCAUAUUCGUGGCGUACAGCCGAAAUAUAUCCGAGUCGGUGAUCACAACUUAGCACGAACUGACGAUGAUGGGGAUCCGCAGCAAAUUAAUAUUCGGGAAAUUAUAAGACAUCCCGAGUACAGGUCAUCAUCAAAGUACAACGACAUUGCUGUGAUCAAGCUGGAGAAACGACCGAAAUUGGGAAAAUUUGUGAGACCAGCAUGCCUGUGGCAGACACAAAAUAUCAAUUAUACAAAAACUGUGGCCACUGGGUGGGGGCAGAUUGAUUUCUCAGGGCCAAAGUCCGACACCUUGCAGAAGGUGACCCUGGACAUCAUUCCCAACUACGAGUGCUCACCCCUUUUCGAGAUUAAUCGGAAAUUGCAAAGGGGAAUCGUUGAUACACAAAUGUGUGCUGGCUACUUGGACGGUGGCAAGGAUACGUGCCAAGGGGAUUCAGGAGGACCAAUUCAGGUGGUAACACCUGGAAAUAUUUGCAUAUUCCACAUUGUUGGUCUCACAUCAUUUGGAAAAUCCUGUGGAGGAGUUAAUGCUCCGGGUGUUUACACGAGAGUAUCAUCCUAUCUUGAUUGGAUAGAACCCAUCACGUGGCCGGGACAACUGCAGGAAUCAGUUUAUAGCUUCAAGCCUAUUUUCUUACCAACUCAGGAUAGCAGCUACAAGUUUCAAAAUCAAUCAAUGCACCUCUUUGGAUGGGCUAAGCAUGGAAACAACUACAAUUUUACCCACAAUACCAUGGAGAUCGUUAACAAUAGAAAGUGUGCAUCGUACUUUCGUCUGCCUGAUCUUAGGCAUGGCAUUACAAUCACCCAUAUUUGCGGAGAAAUGCCCAAUGAAGGUUCUCUGGCUCCGUGCUCAGGAGCAAAGCUUGGGCCUCUCCAGACAGACGAUCACGUCAUCGUGGAUGGUUCAAUACUCUUCAGAGAUGAUAACUAUGAAAUAGGCAGUCCAUGCCAGGAAGCAUCAGGGACUGGUAUUUGUGUACUAGCUAAGAGUUGUCGCAUACCCAAUAAAAUGCUUAACAACUGGAAUCCACAGAUUUGCUUCUUCCAGGAACAUAAGACUCCUGUCAUAUGUUGUCCAUCUAAUUUAGCUAGCAAUUCAGUUACUACUAAUUCUCCAAAUGUAAUAAAUCCCACUACUAAACCAACGAAACCAGGAAAUCUCGGACAAAAUACUUCUGAUCGUUUAACAAGAUUGAGCACCAUUAAAUGCCAAGAAUACAUGCAGAAUUAUACGAAUCCGAAGGCAGGACCAGCUUACUAUGGCAUAGUCUUGGGCACAAAUGCAGGUAUCGCAGAAUUUCCUCAUAUGGCAGCACUUGGAAUGGAUAAUCCAAGUGGAAAUGGAUUAAGAUUUACUUGUGGUGGAAGUUUAAUAAGUGAGCGUUACAUCUUAACGGCUGCCCAUUGUUUUGGACGAGAAGCACCAACAAUGGUUCGUUUGGGCGAACGCGAUCUAUCCACAGAUGAAGAUAAUGAGACCGUGAGAGAUUUUGAAAUUGAAAGUGUUAUCAUUCAUCCACAAUACAAGGGUUCAACCGUCUACAAUGACAUUGCUCUACUUAAAUUAAAUGAAACGGUCAUAUUCACAAGAUUCAUCCGACCAGCUUGCCUGUACAGCACAGUCGAAAAUGAAGAUUUAUAUGUGACCGCAACUGGAUGGGGUCAUACAGAGUUUGGUGGGGUGGAAUCAGCUAUUUUGCAAAAAGUUGACUUACAAAUCUUCACCACUGAACAAUGUACUCCAAACUUUCAGCCCACAAGGAGACUUCCACAGGGACUCGUGACUACACAACUCUGUGCUGGUUCUAAUAUAGAUGCGCGAGAUACUUGCCAAGGGGAUUCAGGGGGACCAUUAUCGAUUUCUACAUACAAUUUGACUGUUUCUGCUAAAAUUUACUACAUCGUGGGAUUGACAUCUUUUGGUAAAAGCUGUGGCGCCAAAAUACCAGCAAUUUAUACUCGUGUUGCAGCGUACAUGGACUGGAUUGAAGGAAUUGCGUGGAGUAUAAAGUUAGUUAAAGAAGAGAAUAAUUCGUCUGUGACAAAAGGAAUUGAUAAAAAAUGCGAAGAAUUUUCAAAGUACGCCACAGAAGAGAGUUAUUUUACACCGCUUCUAUUGGAUGGUCCAACUUUUUCUAUUGAAGUAUCAGAGUGUAAAUACGAUACACCUUUAAUUGUGGGCGGGGAAGAAGCACAAUUGGCUGAGUUUCCUCAUAUGGCUGCAAUUGGAUGGAACAGUACUGGAAAUAAUGAAAUUGAGUGGGGCUGUGGAGGUGUCUUGAUAUCAGAAGAAUUUGUACUAACAGCAGCUCAUUGCAGUCUCAAGCAUAUCCCAGAAUACGUAAGACUUGGUGAUCAUGAUCUCAUCAAAGUAGAUGAAGGAGCACAACCGCAACAAUUUAAAAUUCGUGAAAUUAUGAGGCAUCCGGAAUUUCACGUGCCAAUAAAAUACAAUGAUAUUGCCUUGAUACGACUAGAGGGGAGAGCUAAACUGGGUAAAUUUGUGAGACCAGCGUGCCUGUGGCAAAGUCCAAGUAUCAACUAUACCCAAGCUAUUGCAACUGGAUGGGGUCAAAUUGAGUAUUCAGGACCUAGAUCGGAUUUUCUCCUCAAAGUUUCCCUCAAUAUUACUUCGAAUGAAUUGUGUAAUCAACAGUACGAGAUUACUCGUGCUCUACCCAAAGGCAUUGCUGAAACACAACUUUGUGCUGGAUUCGACAACAAAGGCAAGGAUACCUGCCAGGGUGAUUCUGGAGGACCGAUUCAGAUAACCGUGACUCUGUUUUAUCUAGAUAUUGUUUUUCGGGAUGAAUCGUACGCAUCGGAUGUGGGAUGCCCCUGCAUGAAUCAAUUUGGAAAUGGUUUGUGUGUGUUCCCAGGAAAUUGUCGCAUUCCACUUAAGGAUAUGCACAAUGGAUACCCACCUAUUUGCUUCUUCCACCAACACCGUAUCCCAGUUAUAUGCUGCCCGGUGGAUAAAGUGAUUAGCUUUUGGCCAGUGAAUAGUUUAUGGGGAGAAACAACCACAGGCGGUUUUCCCGCGAUGCCCGCUGUGACUCCACCAGCAUAUCCCGCACCUGUACAACCACCCAUGUAUCCUAGCAAUUUCCCUCCUCCGCCAAACGUUGAAACUCCAAUUACAACUGGUGAUGGUAAACCAUUGCCAGGUAGUGUUCCUCCCAUGCCGAGUGAAGAUCCCAAACUUCCGAGCAUACCAAGUAUUCCAAGUGCUCCGAGUGCCCCAAUACCUCCAAGUAUCCCGAUUGCUCCAAGUAUCCCAAUUGCUCCAAGUGCCCCAAUACCUCCAAAUCUCCCAAUAGCUCCAAACGUCCCAAUGCCUCCAAGUGUUCCUAGUGACGAUGGUUUAAGUGGUUUUCCAAAUCUACCAAGUGAACCACCUAAUUCUUUGGCUGAUCUUCCCCAAACUACGAAUGAUUUCUUAAAUAAUUCUCCUGUCGGCUCAACAGUUUCAAGUACUCCUCCCAACAUUUCAAAUGAAUCUCCUACAAGUUCUACGUCAUUUUCCGAUAGUCCCACUUUUCCAAUUAAUUUUACAAGCAUUUUAGAAAACGAACAAACGACACUUCCAAGCAUUAGUCCAGUAUCAAGUGAAGUUCCCAAUUUAAUUGAUGAGACUCCUUUGACUGAGAAAAUACCUCCACUUCUGGAAAACUUUCCAAAUCUAUCAACUCCCAUCGAGUUGGACGAUACGCUUUCAGACGAUAGUCUUUCUAAUGAUUUGCCAAACAUUACAAAAGAAGAAGGAACAUCAAUUCCUGAUAAACCCGCAUCAGACGAAACUCCUGAUAUCGAGGUCACAACACAUAGAGGACCUUGGUUGAUUGAAAAUUUGGAUAAUAUUCCCCUAGAGGAAAUUAUAAUAAAGAAUCCUUCAACAACCAGUACCCCAAAUAUAUCAGAAGAACCGUCAUCUGUAUCUUCAAAUGAUAUUCCUUCUUCUCCGAGCGCUAUUCCAAGUGUCGAUGAUGAGGUUGUUACAUCAACCGAAAGAAGACCUUCUCUCUGGGAUGAUAUUCUAAAUAUUCCAACAGAAGAAAUUAUAAUAAGAGGUCCAUCAACCUCAACUGCUGCUCCAAGUACGUCAGAUCAAUCACCUUCAAGUGAUAUUGCCUCAAUUCCUGAUGAAAAGAAACCUGUUGUAACUGAUCAAUCUCCUCCAGAUCUAAAUAUAGGUGAAAUCUUUACUCCUUCAACUGAAAGGAAUCCACUUUGGGAUAAUAUUCUGAAUAUUCCAACUGAAGAAAUCAUUAUAAAAAGCACAUCUUCACCGGUAAGUGCUUCAAGUAGUUCUCCCAAUAUUUCAAAUGAGAGUACUACGAGCAGUCCUAGUUCAAGCGUAUCUCCAAAUGAUGUAUCCUCUUCAACCGAUAUCCCUCUGUGUAUUAAUUACAUUGAACAAAUUAACGUACGUUUUGGCGAAGAUGAAACUACCCCAGAAUCCAAUCCUAAGUCCCGAAAACCUCUUUGCUUUUCUCCAAUAAAUACGAACAAUGACUCUGCUGGAGAUGACUUGGAUGAUGAUGUCCCCGAUAUUCCCGUACGAACAGACAGACUAAGCACCGCAAAAUGUCAAGAAUAUUCCCAAAAUUAUACCACAAAUAAUGAUAAUACGGCAUCUGAGGACAGUCCAGCAACAGCUCCAGGGGAAUUUCCACAUAUGGCGGCAAUUGGGGUGGAUGAAUCAGAUUACGACGAUGGAAGCUUAUAUUUCAUUUGUGGUGGAACUCUCAUAAGUGAGAGAUUUGUUCUAACAGCUGCACAAUGUUUCACAACCAAUAGCCCAGAUGUGGUUCGUCUGGGUGCCUUUGACCUCACUGACGGUUCAGGUGAUGGCAAAACUGCAAAGGACUUUGGCAUCGAGAGAGUAUUCAUUUAUCCCAGAUAUAGCAGUAAAUCCAUCUACCAUAACAUUGCUCUCAUAAAACUCGAUGCUGAUGUAGAAUUUGGACGUUAUAUCAGACCAGCUUGUCUCAAUAAUCAUCCAGACUCAAGUGGCAUGGGGCUCGCCACAACUGGUUGGGGUCAUACAUCAUUUGGUGGUAGCGAAUACAACACUCUGCAAAAAGUUCCAUUGACGAUUGUGCCACGCAAAGCAUGUUCUGAGCACUACCCACGCGAGAAGCCGGUCAGCGAUGGUGUUAUAAAGUCGUUGGUAUGUGCAGAAUCCAAUUCAGCUGGGAAAAGCCCUUGUCAGGGUGAUUCAGGUGGACCAUUAGCAUUCUAUUCAUACGACUCUAGCAUAUCUGCCAAUAUCUACUACAUUGUAGGAAUAACGGCUCAUGGAAAGGAAUGUGGUACAAGAAUACCCGCUCUUUACACCCGAGUUUACUCCUAUCUUGACUGGAUUGAAGAAAUUGCAUUUAACUAACGGAGGAAUAAGAGAGAUUAUUUUCUUUUUAGAUUAUUGUGAUUAAGAAUAAAGGAACAAUAAAAAAUUAGACUUUAAAAUAAAACAAUAUGAAUGAAUAAAAAUAAAUUAAAAGAAAAAUCA
Molecule: messenger RNA, 6392 nt
Organism: Lutzomyia longipalpis
Lineage: Eukaryota; Metazoa; Arthropoda; Insecta; Diptera; Psychodidae
Exons: 12
Coding region: 189-6269 (2026 amino acids)
Biological process (GO): proteolysis
Molecular function (GO): serine-type endopeptidase activity
Source: RefSeq, a predicted model, not a curated record